Cololabis saira (Pacific saury) is the source of this 3842-nucleotide messenger RNA. RefSeq names its product sal-like protein 3. Gene Ontology annotation, molecular function: RNA polymerase II cis-regulatory region sequence-specific DNA binding; DNA-binding transcription factor activity, RNA polymerase II-specific. The transcript has 4 exons. The record is from RefSeq and is a predicted model, not a curated record. Lineage: Eukaryota; Metazoa; Chordata; Actinopteri; Beloniformes; Belonidae. Gene Ontology annotation, biological process: regulation of DNA-templated transcription. The coding region runs from base 255 to 2633 and encodes 792 amino acids.
CCUGCGUUGUUUAUUUCUGUAUGGUGGCAAUUAGCCGCUGCUAGCUGAAACAGAUCCAUGCAAACCCGCACGGAGCAAAUGGAAAAGGCAGCACUUUCCAGACAGCCAGUCUCUCCUUCAUCAGCGCGUCUCUGUCUGUUUGCGGCGCUGCUGCGGACGGCUCCGCUACUUUCCCCACACUGAGUCCCCGUUUUCCCUUCUCCUUUUUCUUUCUUCCCUUUUUUUUGUAAUUAUUGGGACUUGCUGGGUUUGUAAUGAUGUUGAGCGGCGUGUCUCUGCGCGCUCAGAUCGCCUCCGUGCUCGACGCCCUGGCCAAAGCCGCCGUGGCGGAGAUCUCAAAAGUAGUGGAGGACGGCAUGGUGGUGCUGCGGAUGGACGUGUGUCAGCGCGAGGACGAGAUCCGCAGGCUGAAGAGCAGCGUGCAGGUCCUGCACGACGAGCUGAGAGCCGCCCGGGCGGGGGCCCCGAGGGCCCCCCGGGGCCCCCAGCACGAGAGUCAGAGAGCUGUUGGAGAUGAGCGGAGCUCGCUUGAGAAGGCCGAGGAGAGCCAGAGCUGCUUGUCUGCACCUGCAGUGCAGGUGAAGUGUGAACCUCUGGAGGGGAACGCUGAAGAGGCCAGGAGGCAACCUGACAAGCCGGGAGAGCCCUUCCUCUACGAAGAUGGGCAGUGGAGAUCCAGGACUCACAACCAGACUGCGUGCAGCGGCUCCGACUACUUGCCUCUGCGGCAGAACUCCCUGCCGUGUCUGUCCGAGCCGCCUCUGGGCCCUCGGGUGGCCGUGUCCCACUGCGGCGCCGGAGCCGGCUCUGGCGGGUUCCAGCUGAACCCUCUGGGCCGCGGCCUGCUGGGCUUCAGUCAGCAUCGGAACGCCAUCUGGAGGAGGUCGGUGAAGAGGCUGAUGUUGAAGAAAGGCUUCAUCUGUCCGUACUGCGGCAAAUGCUUCGAGCGCUCCGGACACCUCGAGAGGCACAAGAGGAUUCACACGGGCGAGAAACCGUAUCUCUGCGAGAUCUGCGGCCGGCGCUUCAACCAGAAAUGCAGCCUCAAGGAGCACAUGAAGAUCCACAGGAGAUAUCUCCAGCAAAGACCAGUAGAGGUCCAGGUGGGUCAGCCCAACCAGAUUCCUGAGGUGAAUCGCCCUGAAGACGGAGGCCUGGCGAAGGCCGAGGACGGUCUGGCACACGAUGCCCCGCCAACACCUGUGCAGGUGAAAUCAGAGCCCAGGGAGGAGACCGUCACGCAGCCGCUGUUCAACGGGGGACACGAGGAGACGACGGGCGAAACAACGGGCGAAACGACGGGCGAGACGACGGGCGAGGCGGACGGCCUCGGGGAGAACUUCCCAACGCUGGAGGCCGACGGCAAGAUGUGGAUGCCAAGGCUGCAAAACAAGCCCGAGGGGAGCGGCGCGGACGUCCCGCCCUGCUCGUCACAGAACAUGAGCUCCUUCCCCGGUUUAGCGCCGCCACUACCGCCGACUGGGGAACCUUCCUGCAGCACCUUCUCCUUCCCAGGAAAAGCAUACGGUGACUCCACAAACGGCCCGAUCUCUCAAACGGCCUACGGAUCCCCGGACACGCUGAUGGUGCCGAGUAAAGCGGGCCUGGUUGGCAUGGCGACGGCCGGGCCGGACCACCAGCAGCAGCGGAGGAGCAGGUCUUUUCAGGUGGUCAAACCCAAGAAAUGCUUCAUCUGCUCGUACUGCGGCAAGAUCUUCGAGCGAGCCGGACACCUAGAGAGACAUUUACGCAUUCACACCGGGGAGAAGCCGUACGGUUGCCACAUCUGUGGGCGCUGCUUUAAUCAGAAGAGCAGCCUCAAGGGUCACAUGAAGACGCACAGAAACGGGGAGAUCUCAGAUGUUCUGGAAGCCCAUCAUCUCAUGUUCACAGUGCCGGAUAAUCAGCUGUUGGAUAAGUUUGAGCCCCCGAACGGACCAGCACCUCUGCAGGAACAGCUCCACGGACCUGGGUACGCUGAGACUCUACGGGGGGAAACGGUACCGGUAAAGAUGGAGCCCAAAGGCGAGGAUUUUCACUCUAUAAACCAGAUAGCGACAGAUGGUAGUAUUUCUGAAGUACCUGAAAAUAUCCACCUAUGGACCUCGGCAAUGGAGAAGACUAGUGAGACUCCUGACCAGGCUGUUUGCAUACUUUUACAGGAUGUUAAAUAUCACCUCAACCCACCUGCUGGAGCAGCCAGUGAGCAGCAGGGAUACCCGUCCUCAGUCAAAGAUCUGGCCUUUUUAGACGAUAAAGAAAAAGAAGAGAUGAUGCAUUGCGAUCAGUAUCCAUUCAUGGGAGUUCAGCCGAGAGACUCUGAACUAACUCUCGUACCGGAGCCGCCCGAGUUGGCUGUGAGCGAUUACGGCUCAGUGACCGGUGGGACUCAUGAGGGAGGUGUCCUGGAGUUUAAUAUGACCACCGUAGGCAGCCAGGAGGACAACUACGGCCGAGACGCCACCAGACAGAACGGUUACAUUUGCUCGAGUUGCGGGCAAAGCUUUGAUAGUUUCAGCAUGUUUCAGGAGCACCCGUGUGAAAAGGAGCAGGGCUUCAGCUGUGAGAUAUGUGGCAAGACUUUCAGCCACGCGAGCAUCCUGAAGCUCCACCUGAAACUGCAUGUAAAUUAAAAAUCAUUGCCAAAUGUACACAGGAGACGAGUUACAUAUUUUCCAUAUUUUCACUGGAUGUUACCUUAUUCAGCUCUAACAAAUGUGGCAAAUUAUUUCUACGGGACCAAAAUAAUUACCUGUCAAAUAUCAAAAUCAAGGAGUCAUUUUCUGGCUCUCUGGAAAGAGACAAUUUCUGUUGGAAUAGACAGUAUAUAAAUCAAAUUGAAUUAUAUUGAAACAUUCCUAUAAUUUAAGAAUCAAUGUUUUCUUAAAAUAAACUUGUCUUUACAUCACAGGGAGCAGAUUAAGAUUCUUAGACUAAUCACAAAUUAAAUCAUGUUUUCAUCAUUUUUCCUCGUCAUGCUCCACAAUGGAUUUGAAAUGAAGCGUUCAAGACAUGCUGCUCCACUGAUUUGUUUAUGUGGUAUUUAUUAUAUGCUGAAGCGUCAAAGCUGCCCAUUUCCAUCUGGAUGGAGCUUGUUAAACGUUAAUCUGAUGGUAGCAUUUAUUAUUUUUGUAAUAAAGAUUCAAUAUGUGAUAUUUUGUAAAAGAAAUUAUGGUUUGUAUGAACAUAUUAUUUUCAACUGUUACAUUUGAGCUUGAAAAAAAAAACGAGCAACUUUGUCUAAAAAAAUGUCUCAAAUAUUUUUGUUUAACUCUUUUGAGUUGAAGCUUAAAGUCUUUAUUUCAACCGAAAUCUUGAUUUACUUAAUUUUAAAUGCAUUGUGGUAAAAAAUACCUUCAAACCUGACUUUCACAGUACGACGUUAAUCAGUUAUUAAUGUGCCUCAGUAAUGUACUGUAUCUGUAUGUUUGCCACAAAGCUGCGUUUAGUCAGUGGGAACAAAAAGUAAAGUAAAAACUGAUGUGGGCACUUUAGAAAAAAAAUAAAUAAAAAUAUAAAAAAUAUAUUUAUUUUUUAUUUUAUUUGGUUGCAUCCUAAUUUGAAAUCGUUCAGCCUCUUCACUCCGCCCAAAGCAGCAGAUGACAGCAUGGUAAAAUGUUCUACCUCAGUGAUGGAAAGGGUUCCCACAAGGUGGAUAAGAAGCCUAUCGGUAUGAUGCCAGUGCCAAUAUUAGUCAUGUGAUCAAUAAUUACUAACCUCAAACACAACUGUAGCAUGAUUCACUAUUAUCACACGGCCUUUUGCAAUAAUUGUCACUUUGUACAGGAGGUAAAUUAUGUUUCUUUUUGUAUUUUUAAAUAAACUGAAAAUGAACCGUGAAA